CUGGCUACCACGUGACCUGAGACGUCACGGGUGAGGUCACGUCUAACGCGGAAGUGAAUGCUAACCGAGCAGUCGCCCGACCAUUCUGAUCGAAACCCACUCUUUCCCAGCGCCUGAAGAGGAACUGACACAGCUCCAUCAUGCUUGGUGGAGGUUUCAAAUCCGAGAGACUUCGUGUCAAUCUCAGGCUGGUCAUAAACCGCCUCAAACUUCUCGAGAAGAAGAAAACUGAAUUAGCCCAGAAGGCGCGCAAGGAAAUCGCUGACUACUUGUCGGCCGGCAAAGAUGAGCGUGCGAGAAUCAGAGUCGAGCACAUCAUCAGGGAGGAUUAUUUGGUGGAGGCCAUGGAGAUCCUGGAGUUAUACUGUGACUUGCUGCUCACCCGCUUUGGCUUGAUACAGUCCAUGAAAGAACUGGAUCCUGGCCUACAAGAAGCAGUCUCCACUCUCAUCUGGGCUGCCCCUCGUCUGCAGUCAGAGGUGGCAGAGCUCAAGAUUGUUUCAGAUCAGCUGUGUGCCAAAUACAGCAAAGAGUAUGGAAAGCUGUGCAGGACAAACCAGAUUGGAACAGUGAAUGAUAGGCUUAUGCACAAGCUCAGCGUGGAGGCACCUCCCAAGAUACUGGUGGAGCGUUACCUCAUUGAGAUCGCCAAAAACUACAACGUUCCCUAUGAACCUGAUGCCAUGGUUCGGCCAGAGGUGUGUCCGGGGGAAGAGGCCGAUCUGAUUGACGUGGACAGCGACUUCAAGAAGCCAGGAGCUGGUGGAGGAGGCGGAGGAGGGUUCACGGCUCCCGCUGUAGGCAUGCCCAUGCCCAUGCCCAUGCCAAUGCCCAUGCCCACAGCGUUCAACUACCCAGCGCCCAAAGGAGCUGAGCCCUUUAAUGGUCCUGUUGGAACCUAUGAUGGCUUUAGCAACUUCCAGCCUCCGGUGAGAGGAGGGCAGCCCCCACAGCUGCCCAGCUGCCCGCCCACCUAUGAAUCUAUUGACGAGUUGUCUGUCAAACCCUCUAAUCCUUCCCAGGUCAUCCCAGGCCCGGCCCCGUCUGCUCAGAUCUACGACAACUCUACCCUUCCUGAACUUCCUUCUGUUCCUGACACGCUCCCAGCCUCCUCCUUCGGGGCGAACGCCAACGCGUCGGACGACAUUGACUUUGACGACCUGUCACGGCGCUUCGAAGAGCUCAAGAAGAAGACCUAAUUUACAGAGAACGCGUCUGGGAGUCAGAACACCUGUCUCGGCUGCCACACGAGAAUAAUUCAAUGUACCCUGUCCAUAUUCACAUACUCGCAGCUCUUCUGGGUGGAGGUGUAAUAUAAUACUUGUUACUUAGCACAGUGAAGGAUCGGACGCUGUAUAGACGCUUGUGAACGGCAGCGGCAGAAAUUCAAACGUAACAUGGACUGUUGACAAACUGCCUCUUCUUUGUAUGAGCACUUUGCUUGGAGGGCCUUGCUAACAGCUAAAACUAGUCGAUCAUCUGUAGUAUAAUAAUCUCUGCGGCUUGUGUGACCGCCUAUGAAGUCUAUCGAAUAUUUAUAUUCUAGAUUAGGUUAUGAUUGCGUCGUUUGAUAACUUUCUCCUUUAAAAAAAAAAAAAAAAAAAACGAAUCGGAAAUGUCUGACGACUCUCAAGAAGAAGCAGGUAUAACCUGUUGCCAUUAUUUACACCCAGAGCUGUGCAUCGAUCUCUCUUGAACGACCGUGAACCUGCACACUGUAUGAUGUCAUGGGUUGUUAGUGGAUCACGACGUUUAUGAGAAGUGACUCAGCUUUUUGUUACUGGGUUUAGAUGGGAUGGUUUGGUGAACGUCACAGUUUGCUUGAUUCUGGUGACCCGGGCACAGGAUUUAUUUCAGCCUGUCGUAUGCGUGUCCUAUUUUUUUUUUCUGUUAUCGUUAUUGCUCCUGCUGCCGUCUUCAUUUGACUCCGAAGGAAAGGCUUUGUAUUUUGUCUACAGUUAAUAACACUCCCGUUUCUAGUCCUGUCUGUGCGUGUGUUUCUGGACUGAAUUUGCCUUAGUUUUCCACAUCUCAAGCCGUGGCCUUGCUGUUCCACACCUUUCUCUGGGAAAUGUGACUUCCCCCGAUAGCUUGUACUCCACAGUUAAAUAAGUAUUUACAUGCUAAUUCUUUUCUUUGGUGGAGGUUUUUUUUUUUAUCGUGCAUCGUAUAUCAUUUUUCGUUGUAAGACUCGACUGUUUAAACUGUCAACGUUUCAAGUUUGGAAAGCAUUGUUUUGGCUGCUUUCUACUUGAUUUUAUAACACUAAUUUGUGUUUUCUCUUUUUUUCGAAUCGCCCCAAAUACAAAUCCGGCAGUGUUUAGGUAUGUUUGAUACUGACUUUUAAUUUGCAUUGAAAUCAUAUCUUAUGCCAUGUAAUAAAGUCUAUUUGCUCAUAACUUA
Messenger RNA from Puntigrus tetrazona (Sumatra barb), 2403 nucleotides. RefSeq names its product IST1 factor associated with ESCRT-III (gene ist1). The coding region runs from base 141 to 1199 and encodes 352 amino acids. NCBI's taxonomy places the organism in Eukaryota, Metazoa, Chordata, Actinopteri, Cypriniformes, Cyprinidae. Gene Ontology annotation, biological process: protein transport. The transcript has 10 exons. The record is from RefSeq and is a predicted model, not a curated record.